ACGGUGACCCAUCCGGUUUCGUUUCCGCCGGUUAUCCUGGUGAAGGCCGCCGGAGCUGGCGAUGGUAACAUUGGCGGAGCGGAGGCUGCGGCUGGACGCCGCCGGCUCGGCCGGUUUCUGGGCCGCGCUCGAUGUAUGGACGCGGAAGCCGCAAGUGGCGAACCGGCGGCUCAGCGGCUGCUGCCUGGUGGCCGAGAGGGAAACACGCUGCUCCGUCGCGGGGCUAAGGCCGCUUCUGGAGGAGCUGGUGCCUGGAUUAAGGGUCGAGCUGGACCGCAAAGUGAAUGAGAUUCUCCUGGCAGUGACGGGGGAGCGACCUGGGGAUAGACUGAAGGUGACACUAAGGACUGUGAUUCCCAAAACACAAGCGGAGAACUGUAGAGAAAUAGUCAUCCAAGAUUUUGAAAACAACACAGCAACAUUUAUACCAUUAGAACGGCAUAUUGCAGGAAGUUACACUUUCAAGAAGAGCAAUAUUUACAGCUUUAAACUUCAACAAGUUAAAGGAGAUGAAUUACUCUGGUUUAUUUCUGUUUCGACCAUGUGCCCUGAGAAGUGGAAAGCAGAUGGAAUUGUAUAUCCCAAACUAGCAUGGCUCUCAGAUGUAUUGCUCACAAAGAUUGUGAAAUGGUCAACAGAGAACAUGAAGAAUUAUUUUAAGAGUACACUUUCUCUCAUUUCUGUGGAAAAAUAUAAUGAAUGUUACCACCGUCUUAAAGCAAAAUACAAAGAAAUGGUCAAGAUUUGGCCUGAAGUAACGAAUCCUGAAAAAUUUGUGUAUGAGGAUGUCGCCAUUGCAACAUACUUACUGCACCCUGGUAGAGGCAUAGACAUGAGGAAGCGGAAAAUUUGGAAUAUGUAUGGUCCACAGACAUGUCUCAAGGAAUGUGCCAUCAUACCAAGUGAUGAUUUCCUUUUUCCGGAUGUUGAUUGGAUAAUUGGCAACCAUUCAGAUGAAUUAACACCAUGGAUUCCUGUUGUUGCAGCAAGGUCAUCCUAUUCGUGCCGCUACUUUGUCCUGCCUUGUUGUUUCUUUGAUUUCUAUGGAAAGUACUGUCGGAAGCAGACUAAAAGCACACAAUACAGAGCAUACCUGGAUUUCAUUACAGAAGUGGGUUCUGCUUGUGGUUUUAAAGUAGAGGAGGAUUGCCUUCGGAUUCCAUCUACAAAACGGGUUUGCUUGAUUGGUAACCAAAGGACAUAUUCCCCCUCUUGCGAAAAAAGGUUGGAUGAAGAACGAACUCAGUAUAUUAGGGAGAGAUAUUCUUAUACUGUGUGUGCUGGAGACAGUACAGGUUUUAGUAAGAUGAAGGAUCCUGUUUCGCCUAAUCAUGUUACAGAUUGUUCAGUUGUUGAAGAUGACGUGGUGCAAGAUACUUGUGGUGAUACAGAUUGUUUUGCAUCCAACAAGUGGGUGGCUGGAUUCCAACCCAGAGAGAAAGUAGAGAAAGUUAGAAACUGUGCUUCUUUGCCUCGAGAUUUUGUUGAUAAUAUAGUGCUUCAGGUAGCUAAAGCACUUUUGAAAGUAAACCAGGACAACAAUGAACAUAAUGGUGAAGACAGUGCAAAAUGCUGGCGCAAAGGAGGAAGCCUGUGUCUUAAAAAUGUAGCAGAUCUUCUGGACAGUGAUACAUUACAAAAAUUAAAAAAAGAAUGUGGUGGCUUACAAACCCUGUUGAGAAACAAUUAUCAGGUGUUUGAAGUUGCCCAUGGAAACGUUCAGAUCCGUGACUGGUCAAAAGAAAAGCAAAGCAAACAAAAAGAAAAGCAAACAAAAUAUCUGUCAUCAGAUGAGAAAAGAAAAUUACUUUCUGAAGCUUGUAAGACACGUCUCUGUUGGUUCUUUGUAAAUCAUCCUGAUGGGUGUCCUCGAACUGCGGAAAAGUGUCCAUUUGCACACGGAAUACAAGAACUGCGAUCUCGUACUAAUAGCUGAAAAUGAAUUAAUAUUAGGGUUGAACUCCUGGAUAUUUAGUUUGAAAGGAAAUGUUCAAGAAUGAAAUAUACGUUUCUUUUCAAAACAGCUGCCUAUUCCAAAUAACCAGUGGACCAAAUAAUGCUUUGUUACAGCAACAUCUGCCAUGAGUUAAACUUUCCCUCAUGUUUAGGUAUUUACUGUCUUUGUUCUGGCAAGUUACUGAAUGUAUGAGCUGAUAAUGAUAUGAGGCAAACAGGAUCUAAAUGGACAGUAUCUUUUAACCAAUUCAGUUGAAAGAUUAUGAAACCAAAAGCACAAAAACUGAAACAGAAUUCUAAAUUUUCAAUGUCGAAUCAAGUACCUGAAAAGAAAUAGAGAAAAAUAAUUGGAUUACGGAAGAGAGAAGGAAAAGUGAAACAAGGUUAAUAAUUUAAAAAUAAAUCUUUUGAAGGAAUGAGACUUCAAAUAUAUGACAGUAAAUUUUAAGUACUAAUGAGGUUGAUUUGCACUGAUUAAUGUUAAUUGCAUCAUUAAAAUGUGGCUUAUUCGUAAAGAGACAAGAAUCUACUUGAUGGCAAGUUCAGUUUGUAUCUAUCAUGCAAUACAUCAGCUUCUGCCGUUCAUUGCAGUUCAGUGGUGAGAUAGGUGACAAAAUCUCAUUUUUGGAAAGCUAACAGCAGAGUGGUGCAACUCUCAGCAAUUUCUGGAUAUCUGCAUUUAGCUAUCCAGCUGCCCCUUGUCUGAAGUUACUGCACUAUUUGCAAAUAAAUAUCAGUGAUUGUCACGUUCCUCAUUGUUAUGACAACAGUAUCAGGCCCAACAUAUUUAAAUUCCACUUUUUCUGACCAGUUCUUUGUAAUAAUUAACCCAACAGAAGUGAUAAUUGUUAAGGAAAUUUAAAAUCAAAACUAUUUUCCAUCCGCAUCUGUGAUUCUGUGACAGAGCCCCUCAAGUUGGAAAUUUCUAUGUAAUGAAUGUUUUCCCUGUUUACUACCUUAUUUGUUUACAAUUAUCAAAGCCUAUACAGUCUACUGUAUGGCAAGUUAAAAUUUUAUAAUAUUCAACUACCAUAAAGGUAUAAUGCGUGCUUAUUCACUAAACUGGAUUUGACUGCAUCAAUUAACAAUAAAUAUUCUAAACAUGAAAAAUAAUUAACCUAGCCACCUAACAGUCCUGGAGAGAAAAUUGCUUGCUGGUUUUAGCAUAAGUUAUCUGUAAUUAAGUACUAGUAUCUAAAUUUAAAGGUUAAAAACUGCGGAUGCUGUAAAUCAGAAACAGAAACAGAAAUUGCUGGAAAAGCUCAGCAGGUCUGGCAGCAUCUGUGGAGAGAAAUCAGAUUUAAAGUUUCGGGUCAAGUGACUCUUUCUCAGAACUUGGGUUUUGCCACCAGACCUGCUGAACUUUACCAGCAAUUUCUGUUUUUUUUCACCUUUUACAGUAAUUUUAGUAGUUGUAAUGGGUAUAUAAAUCUGUCAAAAACGUUAUUAAGAAAAACAUACAUAUUAUAUACCAAGCAGGUGGUAUGUUCCUUUUUUAUCCAUUGCAUUGCAUUUCCAUAAAAUGAGCUAAACUUGUCAAUGCUAAAUUUUGUGGUGUAACAACAGCAUCUUCAGUGCUUGAUUUGAGGUUUUAGGUAUAAUGAUGCAGAAACCCACAGCUCAUAUACCAGAAGAAAAUGUUCAUUAUCUUGUUGCAAACUAUCCGGCUAUUAAACUAUUCAAUGUUUGUCUUAUAGCUACUACCUUACUUUGAAGUUCAUUCUCCUGCAAAACUCUUCCUGAUAUUUGUGUUUGAAUUGCAUUUUGCCAAUUUAGAGCAAUGACCCUUCCCUCACCGUGAUGGUCCAACUUGAAGCAACGUCUAAGAUUUUAACAUGUCUGUAUUAGUUGCCAUCUUUAGUAUCUCAUUGCAUACUUACAAAGCUAAAAGACUUAUUUCUCAUUUGCAGCUCAGUACUAUGUCAGAUGUCAGUCCUGUUUUUUGGAGGUUGAAUUGCUGUUUUCUGUCUCCAUGAUCAAAGUUAGAUUAGUUUAUAAAGCUACUGUCCAGUUUUAGAAUGGUAGCCUCCAAAUUGCAGACCGUUGAUUUUAGCUAUACGAAUCAGCAUUUUAAAAGAAAUAUAAAAUAUUGCUGAUGCUGAAAAUCUGAAAUUUAAAUAAAACAUUCUGAAACUGUGCAAGAUUCCUGUGGGGGAUAUGUGAAGGAAAAAUGUUGAUUCACAAAAGAAAAACAAAUUAUAAAUGUUCAGAAUUAAUAUUUGAGUAUGCAGUAUGAGUAAUAUGUGACAUGGUGUAUUGACUGUAGCAUGCUUGGGAGGAACAGAUAACUUGGACCCAAAGCUUUCCACCAUUUUCUACCUUCAUGAAUGGUUGUAUUGUAUGCUAAUGGAUAGAGAUUAUUGUCAUGGUUAGUCAUCUCAGUCACAAGAUGUAACAAUCAUCAGGGUAGUAGAAAACGCAGAUGAACUUCAGGUCUUUUUCUAUAUAGCAGUUCCUGUGUCCCUGUGCAGAAAUAAUUCUAACAGUGUUAUUUCUCGUGCAGAAGAAGGAACUUGACAUUGGGAAAAAUAACUAAAGGGAAACCAAUAAGAAUUGUUUUUUAAAUAAUUUGGUAAAAAUAUUUGUUACCUCAAUUUUUGAUGUUAAUUUGUGUAUUCUAGCCGCAAAGAGCUCUGUGCCCUGUGAAAGGGUAUAGUCCACUUUGAGAUCUUGGUAAUGCUUCCAAGAAAUGAACAGCAAACCCUAUCUGUUAAUUGCUUUAGUUUACUGGAUUCAUGCCAUUUUUAAAUGGUACUUUGGCCUUCAAAAAAAAGGACGUUAUGUUUCAUUUCAUCUUGAUUUUUUUAAUUCACAUGGAGGUAAUAUCGGUGAUAUUACCGGACAAGUAAUCCAGAGAUCUGUGCAAAUGCCACGGGGAAUGAGCAAGCCCAACAUGGCAGAUGGUGAGAUUUGAAUUCCACUAAUGAGUUUGGAACUAAAGCUGAGUCCAUGAAAUCAUUGUUGUAAAUCUUAUCAGGUUCACUAUCUUUGCUUUAGAGAUGAUGGACAGGUUUUGACGACAGGAGUUACUUUUUGUAGUAUUUCUAGUUUCUUUAUUUGCAUGGCUUGGUCAGCUUCUAGUCAGUGGUAAUCCUAGGAUGUAGAUAGUGGUGGAUUCAGUGAUGUUUAGAUUCUGCCAAAUUGGAAAUGAUAAUUUCAUGAUACUUGUAUGGUGUGAAUGUCACUUGCCACUUUUCAGCCCCAACUUGGGUCUGGUCUACAUCUUACUGGACAUAGACUGCUUCAGAAUCUGAGGAGUCACGAUUGGUGCUAAACAUUAAACAAUUGUCAGCGAACAUACCCAUUUCUGAUCUGAUAGAGGCAAGGUCAUUGAAGCAGCUAGAGUUGGUUAGGCAUAGGACACUCCCCUGAGGAAGUCCUGGAGAGAUGGCCUGGAACUGAGAUGACUGCCCUGUGACUACUACAGCAAUCUUCCUUUGUUCCAUGUAUGAUGAUAAUCAGUGGAGAGUUUUCUGUUUUCCAUUAACUUCAGUUUGGCUGGGGCCCUCUGAUGCCAUAUCCAGUCAAAUUAAGCCUUGGUAUCAAGGGCAGACACUCUUGCAGACCUCUGGAAUUCAGAUUUUUUUGUGCACUUUUGAAGUAAGGCUGUAAUAAGGUCAGGAACUGAGUGGGCCUGGCAGAAUCCUUACUGGGUGUCAGUGAACAGGUUAUUGCUAAGCAGUUGCUUCAUGAUAGGUGUAAUCAAUGGUGCUGUCAUUUUACAGAUGAUCAAGAGAAGACUCUUAGAGCAGUAAGAACCAGUUUCUUUAGCAAGUCUGUGGAGAAACAGUUAACAUUUCCAGUCCGAUGAUAAUUCUACGGAUCUGUUCAGAAUCAGUUCUGAUGAAGUUAUUGGUCUCAAAAUGUUAACUGUUUCUCCAUACUGUCUCCCUGUUUCUCCAUACAGGGAUACUGUCAGACCUGCUGAGUUUCUCCAGCAUCUUUUUAUUAAAAUUGGAUGAUCAAACUUAGCAUCUACAUGAGGUCCUCAGCAGCACAGAUGCUAGCCUUAAACCCAUUUAAUUCACUCUGAAUUAAGAAAUAACUGAAAGCACUGUAAACUGCAAAGGCUGUGAGCCCUGACAAUGUUCCAGCAAUAGCACUGAAAACUUGUGCUCCAAAACCUGGCACACCCUUAGCCAAGCUGUUCCAGUACUGCUACAACACUGGCAUCCAGACGCCAAUAUGGAAACUUUUUUAGAUGUUAUCUGUAUGCACAAAGCAGACCAAUAGCAACACCAUCAGUCUAUUUAAUAAUCAACAGAGUGGUGGAAGGUGCCAUAAAGCAGCACUUACUCAAUCAUAACCUGCUCACUGGCCCUGGUGGAACCAAACUUUUGAGCCAGUCAGCUUCUGAUUUUCUGUAUAGCAUCAAGCCAGCCAAGAAAAAACUGAAGUCAGUAGCGUCAGGGGAAAACGCUCCACUGAUUAAAGGCAUACCGAGCAUAAAUGUAGAUUGUUAGGAAUAUAGGAGCAUGAGUAGGCCCUGCACCCUUUCAAAUCUACUACACCGUUCUAGAUUAUACUUCAUCAUCUAUCUCAACGCCAUAUUCCUGUGCAAUUUACAUGGUUCUUGAUGUCAUUAGUAACUAAGAAUCAAUCAAUCUGUGUUUUGAUAUUGUUCAAUGACUGAUCUUCCACAGUCCACUAACGUAGAGAAUUCUGAAGAUUUAUCACUGACUGAAGAGGUUUUCAUCUCAUUCCUCAUGGAUUAUCACCUAUUCUGUGAGUGUCUCACUGGUUCUACACUCCACAUCCAGGGCAAACAUCCUUUCAACAGCUACUCUGUCUAAUUGUUUAAGAUUUUUGUAAGUUUCUAUGCCUACGUCUCAUUCUCCUAUACUCUUAUAUAGGCCCAGUCUCUUCCGUCUCUUUGGCCCCACCAUACCAGGAAUCAGUCUGGUGAAUCUCCUUGCCCGCAAGUAUAUUUUUUCUCUGGUAAAGGGACCAGAACUGCACAUGCAUACUUUAUGACUUAUGAACAAGGACACCUAAAUCCCUUUGCACAACGACAGUUUUAAAUCUUUCACCAUUGAAGAAAUACUCUUCACCUUUGUUCCUCCUAUCAAAGUAGAUAACCUCCCUUGCCCACAUGUUCCAUCUGCCAUUCUCUUACCCACUCACUUGAUCAAAAUCCCUUUGUGGUCUUUUUGCAUCCCCAACAACUCUCAUUCCCACAAUAUUUUGUAUCAUCUGCGAACAUGGAAAUAUUACUAUUGGCCCCACAUUCAAAUCAUUGAUUUAAAUUGCAAAUAGCUGGGACCAAAGCACUGAUCCUUAUGGUAUCCCACUGGACACAGUUGGACAAAUAGCCAGGAAUCCUUUAAAGAUACUAUUGGAACCUGCUCUAAGAAUAGUUUGAAACUUCUUUAAGCAAAACAUUGGCCCAGAAUCUGUAGGGUUGGAUUUUGUUGCUGACAGCUCUUUCAACCCCUGCUUGACCUAUCCCAUCAUGAAUUCUACUCAAAUCUGAUCAGUUUGCCAGCUGAUCUUAACAAUAGGCCAACUGCCAAUUUUCCACUUCGUCUCAACUGACGAGCUACUGCCUGUGUAACCUAACUAAAAACGCUUGAGGCCUCUGAACAUUGGUGUUAAGUGUGCACCAAAAUAGUUGUGGAAACAUUGACUUCCACUUGUGUGACAUGAGAAUUCAUCUUUUUUUUUUAACCCUUUUUAGUUAUGAAAUAACAAAUUGAUUUAUAUUGAAUGGUUGUUCCUCAGUUUUCAAACUCUUGUCUCAUGUGAUAUUCCUUUUUUAUCUAACCCAGACAACAUUUUGUUAUAUUCU
Messenger RNA from Rhincodon typus (whale shark), 7744 nucleotides. RefSeq names its product tRNA methyltransferase 44 homolog (gene trmt44). Gene Ontology annotation, molecular function: metal ion binding; tRNA (uridine) methyltransferase activity. The transcript is spliced from 10 exons. The record is from RefSeq and is a predicted model, not a curated record. Lineage: Eukaryota; Metazoa; Chordata; Chondrichthyes; Orectolobiformes; Rhincodontidae. The coding region runs from base 62 to 1936 and encodes 624 amino acids. Gene Ontology annotation, biological process: tRNA methylation.